Messenger RNA from Selaginella moellendorffii, 2716 nucleotides. Its product is annotated as phospholipase D alpha 1. Gene Ontology annotation, biological process: phospholipid catabolic process; phosphatidylcholine metabolic process. NCBI's taxonomy places the organism in Eukaryota, Viridiplantae, Streptophyta, Lycopodiopsida, Selaginellales, Selaginellaceae. Gene Ontology annotation, molecular function: calcium ion binding; D-type glycerophospholipase activity. The record is from RefSeq and is a predicted model, not a curated record. The transcript has 3 exons. Gene Ontology annotation, cellular component: plasma membrane. The coding region runs from base 208 to 2640 and encodes 810 amino acids.
CCCUAGUUGUAUUUCUUGACCCAGAUGGCGUCGUGUGAUGCAUUCCUGCGCGUCGAGCCGCUGGCGCUGCGGAUCAACGCGUCUCUGACCACUCCGGCGACGAAUCCGUCACGGUGAGUGCUGCCCAGGGGAGCCGCGAUCCAGCUUCCAAUUCGCGCGGAGGACAGGAGCAAGGGUUUUGGGCUGUCAUCUAUCGCCGGCGCAGCAAUGGCGUCCUUCCUGAUGCAUGGAAUUCUCCAUGCGACGGUCUUCGAGGCCGUGGGAAUCACCGAUCAGACGCGAGUCACUGGCGCAGCGCCCGAGUUCUUGCGAAUGAUCGUGGAGGGCGUGGAGGACGUGGUCGGCCUCGGGAGAGGCUCAAAUCGAAUGUAUGCCACUGUGGACCUCGACAAGACCCGGGUGGGAAGAACGCGAGUGGUGGAUUUCUCGCCAAAAAGCCCGGUGUGGAACGAGUCCUUCCACAUCUACUGCGCGCACAACGUUGCUCACACGAUCAUCAGCGUCAAGGCCGACCUCCGGAUCGGAGCCACGGUGCUGGGCCGGGCCAAAGUCUCGGUUCUCAAUCUCCUCUCGGGCCAGCCGCUCGAGAACUGGCUGGAUCUCUGCCGGGAGGACGGCAAGCCCAUCAAGAGCGCCAAGGUCCGCGUACGCCUCCAGUUCUUCGACGUGACCAAGGAUCCAAACUUUGGCUAUGGCGUCCGCGAUGGCUUUCGCUUCCCGGGGGUGCCUUUCACGUACUUCAAGCAGCAGCGCGGAUGCAGAGUCACGCUCUACCAGGACGCUCACAUGAGUGACAACUUCCUGCCACCGAUUUUUCUCGCGGGAGAUCAGCUCUAUCAGCCGACUCGGUGCUGGGAGGAUAUGUUCCACGCCAUUUCCAACGCCAAGCAUUUGAUCUACAUCACAGGGUGGUCGGUUUUCACCGAGAUCACGAUGAUCCGAGACCCCGCAAGAGCUUCGCUGGGAGCCGAGGCACAGACGCUGGGCCAGCUCCUGCGGAGGAAAGCCGAGGAGGGAGUCCGAGUUUUACUCCUCGUCUGGGAUGACCGGACCUCUCUCAGCGUCGUCAAGACGGAGGGCGUGAUGAACACUCACGACGAGGAGACUUUCAAUUAUUUCAAGAACACCAAAGUCAAGUGCCGGCUGUGUCCCAGGAAUCCGGACAGUGGUCUCAGCAUCGUCCAAGGCUUCCAGAUCGGUGCCAUGUUUACACACCACCAGAAGACGCUGACGGUUGAUGUCCCGGCACCCGGAAGCCAUAUGAGGGCCAUCACAAGUUUCGUGGGUGGUCUGGACCUCGCUGCGGGAAGAUAUGACAACCAGCAUCACUCGGUCUUCCACACGCUCAAUGCCGAGCACAAGGACGACUUUCGGCAGACGAGCUUUCCCAGGGCGUGUCGCAAGUUCGGCGGGCCGAGAGAGCCGUGGCACGACAUCCACGCGCGGAUAGAAGGCCCGGCCGCCUGGGACGUGCUCCACAACUUCGAGCAGCGGUGGAGAAAGCAGGCGAGCAAGGACGCGAACUGGCUGCUCGAGCUGGCGCAGAUGAGAUCCAUCGUUCCCCCGACCGCCCCGGCUUGUCCAGGAGAAGACUGGAACACUUGGAACGUACAACUCUUCCGGUCGAUCGACGCGGCGGCGGUGGCUGGCUUCCCGCAGGAUCCAGCAGCAGCGGGAGCAAUGGGACUGGUGAGCGGCAAGGACAACAUCAUCGACAGGAGCGUCCACGACGCUUUCAUCGCGGCUAUCCGGCGAGCCAAGGACUUCAUCUACAUCGAGAACCAAUACUUCCUGGGAAGCUCUUUCGCGUGGGAGUCGCACCAAAACGCUGGAGCUCACCACUUGGUUCCCCGCGAGAUAGCGCUCAAGAUCGUGAGCAAGAUCCAAGCCGGCCAGCCUUUCCGGGUCUACAUCGUCAUUCCAAUGUGGCCCGAGGGAGUCCCCGACAGCCCCCAGGUGAUGGCGAUCCUGGAGAUGAUGGUGAGGACCAUGGAGAUGAUGUACAGGACCAUCGCUCCGGCACUCUUCGCCAAGCAGCUCGUCGACGUGGAUCUGCGAGACUACCUCUCCUUCUACUGCCUGGGGAACCGGGAGAGGCGAGCUCCCGGCGACUACUUGCCUGUGGAGUCUCCCGAGCCGGGCUCCAGCUACAAGCUCGCGCAGGACCAUCGCCGCUUCAUGGUCUACGUCCACUCCAAGAUGAUGAUCGUGGACGAUGAAUACAUCAUAGUUGGAUCGGCGAAUAUAAACCAGCGCUCCAUGGAUGGCGGCCGCGACACGGAGAUCGCCAUGGGAGCUUACCAGCCAUACCACACUUGCCUGGCGCAGCCACCGCGGGGCCAAGUCCACGGCUUUAGAAUGUCGCUGUGGUACGAGCACACGGGUGUGCUUGACAACGAUUUCCUGGCCCCCAGCAGCGUCCAGUGCAUGAGAAAGAUGAACAGCAUGGGGGACUACUACUGGCAGCUCUACGCGGGGGAGCCCGAGGUGGAUCUUCCGGGCCAUCUCUUGGCAUACCCGAUCACUGUGGCGAAAGAUGGCACCGUUAGUGAGCUCCCGGGAUUCUCCUCCUUUCCAGACAUGAAGGGCCGGAUACUCGGUGGAAGAUCCGACUAUUUUCCUGAUAUUCUCACCUCGUAAGCUCAUCUCCGAAUCCUUGUAAAUCAAUGUGAAUAACAUCAAGGUUUUAACAAAAAAGGUUCUUUUUUGUUAGCAA